This is a messenger RNA of Cylindrotheca closterium, 786 nucleotides long. NCBI's taxonomy places the organism in Eukaryota, Bacillariophyta, Bacillariophyceae, Bacillariales, Bacillariaceae. The record is from the annotation of a GenBank genome assembly.
AUGGAGGGAAUGCUCGAUUGUCUCCUCAAAGCAUUGGAAAAUCUUCCCAUCGGAAAAGGCCGGAGUUAUGAAAAAAACCCCAAUCAGCUGAAUAUUGUCUACGCCCAUCAUUAUUUGGCGAAAAAUGGUAAAUGGAACGAAAAUAUUCGGAUGAGUGAUAUUCCUUUGCUGCAAAAUGACAAGCAAUGCACGGUCUGGGAGGUCGGUGCCCACACAUCUGCAGCCGAUAGUCAAAAAAUGAAAAAACAGUACCCACAUUGUACAUUCCACGCUUUUGAGCCGGUGCCUCUAUUUUUCGAUGAACUUGUCACAACUCUUGCGCACGACCCUUUACACUACGUGGCUCAUGGCUAUGGUCUGGCGAACGAAAGUGGGCGUUUUCGAAUUGAUCCAAAUUUGUUAGAUGGUCAAGGGACGUAUCUCGGCGCGCCCGCUGUAGAAGUUGUGUUGAAAGAUGAAGAGAAACCGCCUCAGUUCGGUGUGUUGAAAACGUUUGAAGAUGCGAAAAAAGAAGCUGGUAAUAAGGCACCUUCAUUACUACAUGUCAAUUGUGAAGGAUGCGAAUGGACCAUGAUGCCCCAACUACUUCAGAAUAAAUUUUUUCUGGCCAACAUUCCAUUACUGCAAAUCAAUUUUCACAAUUACGGUGAAACGCUUGGAACUCGCGUAGUUCAGUAUUGCAAUAUUGUUUCAGAAUUGCGGAAAACUCAUGAACCUGUCCAUCAAAUCCCUUUUGGAUGGGAGAGAUGGAAAAGAAAAGAUGUCCCGCAAGAAAUGGCGGCAUAG